Leishmania braziliensis MHOM/BR/75/M2904 is the source of this 2208-nucleotide messenger RNA. RefSeq lists its product as hypothetical. Lineage: Eukaryota; Euglenozoa; Kinetoplastea; Trypanosomatida; Trypanosomatidae. The transcript has a single exon. The record is from RefSeq and is a predicted model, not a curated record. The coding region runs from base 1 to 2208 and encodes 735 amino acids.
AUGACAGACGUGGAAUGGGCGAGCGUACCUAUGGCGGACAAACAUGCCUUCACCAAGUAUAUGGGCGAGCUCUUGCGCGAGCACCCAACGGAGGCGACAGAGCAACAGCGGCGUCGCUACUUUGAAACAACUAUGGUUGACCCGCGCAACCUCGACCCCGCUCGCACUGUGCGAGACGAGUACGAGCGGCUGAAGAUGGGUCUGCCCGUUCAGCUCAAACACCCACAGCGUUCACUGGGCGUCUCGCAGGCUAUAUUCGAGACUGGCGACGCAAGUCUGUUUGACCCUGGCAAAGUGGACGCUCUGGAAGAGGCGAUGACGCAGGUUAAGCAGGUGUUUACCGACUACGUGCGGCAGCGCCGAGAAGGCGUGAGCACGGAAACAACACGUCGCAAGCUGGCUAACAUGCUGGCGGACUUGAACGUGGAGACUCAGCGGCAUCUGAGUCACAUGUUUAAGUACGCGGAAGAGAGGGUUCGUCACGAGGCUCGUGAGGAGCGCAAGCGACAACUGAGCGAGCUGCAGCGGCUGCGGCGGCUGGUGUCGUCGUCAUCGCGGCAGCGCGCUUCUCCGUCAUUUGAGUCAUCUACUCCAAUCCCCACUACCGAUGCGUCUGUGCCGGAAGACGCCAUGUGCCCUUUGGCAUCGUCUUCAGAAGGGGUGGAGAGCUCUGACGCCGUCCAUGACGUCGACUCUCCGACUCCUGCAAGGCUUGCCAAGAUGAAGAGGCGCGCUGUCCUGAAGCGUUCCCUGGGCAAGGCCCUCGGCUUGGAGGUCGAGGUCGUGGAGAGCCUCAUUACGGAGCUCGAGGCACAGGAGAAGUUCAUGCAGUUCUGUGAAGUCUUUGCUCGCCUCACUGUCUCCCGUGGGUUCCGCCACGGCCCGGAGGACGAGUGCCUUGAUGCGUACACAGAGAGCCUUAGGCGGCUGUACUCUGUAGACGCAAAUAAGCUCAGCACGCUUGACGUUGUGCAGUACCUUGCUGCCAAGGAGGAGGCGCACCCAGUGGACUGGGCAAAGCGGUGGUACGAGCGCCUUCUCCGCAUCCCGCUCGAGCACACGCCGGAGUACAGGCGGCUGGAAGCGAUUCGCGACGGUGACAGUGUUGCACUUGAGCUGCAGGCCCGGGCCGAGCGCGAGGUGGACGCACCGGUGUCCGCAGGUCAUGAAGCUGCCAGGCAGGCGGAGCGGGAGGCUGCUGGCGGGCGCACACAGCAGGCUGUACGGCUGGUAGAGAAGAUGUUUAUGCGCCCAGAUGACCCACGGCUGAAGAGUUUGCACGAGCGACGACUGCGCUACAUCGCCUACCUGCAGAUGGAGCGGCAGAUUGCGCAGUCACGUGAGAACGCGAAGAUUUUCGAGGGGAUCGAAGAGACAGCAGAGGCGGAGGAGUGCCGACGGCUCUACGCGCAGCUCAUGGAGCGUAAGCAGCGACUCGCUGCUGACUCCACAGCAGCUCUCCUCACCGAAGGUGACGGCAGCGGAUCGGUGGACCGUUCUGCCGCAGCGGCCUCCGCUGCUGUCGGCACCGAUGUCGCCUCGACUGCCGACAAUGUUAACGUGUUUGCACAAGACGCCGAGGCUGCCGCACUAUUUGAGCAAAUCAGCCGCAUCACUCACUCAGUCAUCCGCACCCACACCCAGGAGACACGUCGGCGCAGCAAAGCUGCUGCCAAGGCUGAGGUACUUGCGCGCGUGUUGCGGCUGGCUGGCCUCACGAAUGCGGACGGCAGCCGCGCCGGCCGCGCCGAGGAGCUUCAACGGCUGCUUCAGGAGAAGAAGGACAAGGUGGCACAGCGUCUACUGAACGUACUGGAGGCGGACGUAAAGUCUGACUUGGAGUGGAUGGAUGCCAUGGACGAGGCAGAGCGGCCGCCGUUGCUGCCCAUUCCAGAGGGCAUGUCCUAUGUCUCCGCCGCAGAUGUGCAGGCCUGGAAGGAGAUUCGCGAUGCUGACAGGGCCCUUUCUGCCGAUCCGUUCCGCAAGAACAAGAAGCAGUUUCAGCCACGGCUCUUUGGCCAGCCGUGGCAGCUGCCUGAUAAGCCGCUGUUGUUUUGGGGCACUGGAACAAGGGCAGUGCAGCAGGCGCUGGAACACGCCGCCAGCGAUGCGGAGCGGCGACGCCGUGGUGAGCCGCUGGCGCCACCAUACCCUUGCCCAGAGAAUCCGUGGGGUUGGCGACUUGUCAAGGACAUCCUUGACGACUAG